UGUCGGUCAGCGGAGCAAACCCGGAGAACCGCAGCGGCAGGAUGGGGAAGAAACAGAAGAAAUCCGGGGAGGACAGUGCCAAAGAUGACGGCAUUGACAUCGACGCUCUGGCGGCGGAGAUCGAAGGAGCCGGCGCCUCCAAAGAACCAAAAGGGAAGAAGAAGAAGAAAGGAGCCAAGAAGGACGACUUCGACGAGGACGACAUCCUGAAGGAGCUGGAGGAGUUGUCUCUGGAGACUCAGGGAGGAAAGGCAAAGAAAGCAGACACCACAGAGGAAGUGGAGAGCGUCGAGCCUCCCAAACCAGAGAAGAAGAAGACCAGAAAGGGGAGGAAGGGUGGAGCCAGCCCUGAGGAAGAGGAGGGCGAGGAAGCUGAAGGUCAGGCUGAUGGAGAGAGGAACGGAGAGCAGAAAGACAAGAAGGCGGCUCCUGCUGCUCCUCCCUCCGACUCAGAUGACGACAGCAGCUCACGUUCUCGCCUCAAGAACAAAGGAGGUAAGAAGGGAGGCAAAAAACCUUCAGUGUCCGACGAAGAGGAGGACAAAGAGGAGGACGAAGGCGUGAGCAAAGGAGGAGGUAAAGGAGCGAAGGAGGACGAGUCAGAGGACGAUGAAGAGUUCACCUCCAGGAGAGAGCAGAAGAAGAAGAACAAAGGCAAGGCGGCGAAGGCGGAGAGCGAGGACGAGGAGGAGCAGGAGGAGGAGGGAGGGGGCUUCAAGAUGAAGACGGCGGCGCAGAAGAAGGCAGAGAAGAAGGAGAGGGACAAGAAGAAGAAGGAGGAGGAGAGGAUGAAGCAGAAGAAGCUCAAGGAGAAAGAGAAGGAGGGCAGCGUGGAGGCUAAAAAAGAGCCAGAGAAGAAGACGACAGAGGCCGCACCUCCUCAGGUAGCACCACCUGCAGCAGCAACGGCUGAGGAACCGGAAGGGGCGGAGCCAACAGCUGAGGAUGAGGCCGAGGGCGACAAGAAGAAGAAAGACAAGAAGAAGAAGAAGGGAGAGAAGGAAGAGAAGGAGAAGGAGAAGAAGAAAGGACCCAGCAAAGCCACAGUGAAGGCCAUGCAGGAGGCUCUGGCCAAGAUGAAGGAGGAGGAAGAGCGAGCCAAAAGAGAGGAGGAGGAGCGGCUGAAGAGGCUGGAGGAGAUGGAGAAGCAGAGGCUGGAGCAGGAGCGCCUGGAGCAGGAGCGUAAGGAGAAGAAGAAGCAGAAGGAGAAGGAGAGGAAGGAGCGUCUGAAGAAGGAGGGGAAGCUCCUGACGAAAGCCCAGAGAGAAGCUCGAGCUCGGGCCGAGGCCACGCUCAAGCUGCUGCAGGCUCAGGGUGUUGAAGUGCCAUCCAAAGACUCUGUGCCAAAGAAGAAACCAGUUUAUGGAGACAAGAGGAAGAAGAAGCCCAACGCCCAAACUCCUGAAGAAACGUCCGAGGUAACUUCACCGACGUCGGAGACUCCAGAGCCCGUUCCCAUGGAGACGGAGGCUGAGACGCCGGCUGCGGAGCCAGAGGUGAAACCGGACGCUGCUGUUGACGACUGGGAGGCCAUCGCCAGCGACGAGGAGAAAGAGCUGAAGAAAGUCCACAUCGAGGUGAAGGAGGACACCGCCGCUCCUCCUCAGCCCACAGGCAGCGAGGAGGACGAGGAGGAGGAAGACGAGGAAGAGGACGAGGACGAUGAGGAGGAAGACGAUGACGAGGAGGAUGAGAGCGAGGAGGAGAAGGAGCCGGCGGCGUCGGGUCAUGCCAAGAGGAAGGAGAGCGAGGACGAGAGCAGCGAGAGCGACGACGACGACGGGAGGACGAAGGAGGAGCGGCUGUACGACCGGGCCAAGAGGAGAAUAGAGAAACGGAGAGCAGAGAACCUGAAGAACGUCGACGUGGACACGCUGAGAUCUCCAGUGGUGUGUGUGCUCGGACACGUCGACACCGGAAAGACCAAGAUCCUCGACAAGCUGCGACACACUCAUGUUCAGGACGGUGAAGCCGGAGGAAUCACUCAGCAGAUCGGAGCCACAAACGUCCCGAAGGAGACGAUCGAGGAGCAAACCAGGAUGGUUAAAAAUUUUGACAAAGAAACCAUCAAGAUCCCCGGCAUGUUGAUCAUCGACACACCAGGACACGAGUCCUUCAGUAACCUGAGGAACAGAGGCAGCUCUCUGUGCGACAUCGCCAUCCUGGUGGUGGACAUCAUGCACGGCCUGGAGCCUCAGACGAUCGAGUCCAUCAACCUGCUGAAGGAGAAGAAGUGUCCCUUCAUCGUCGCCCUCAACAAGAUCGACCGUCUCUACGACUGGAAGAAGAGUCCGGAGACCGACGUCGUGGCCACGCUGAAGAAGCAGAAGAAGAACACAAAGGACGAGUUCGACGAGAGAGCCAAGGCCGUCAUCGUGGAGUUCGCUCAGCAGGGUCUUAACGCCGCCUUGUUCUACGAGAAUAAAGAUCCCCGGACGUUUGUGUCGUUGGUUCCCACCUCGGCCCACAGCGGCGACGGGAUGGGAAACCUCAUCGCCCUGUUGAUCGAGCUCACGCAGACCAUGUUAGCCCGCCGGCUAGCACACUGUGACGAGCUGCGAGCUCAGGUCAUGGAGGUCAAAGCUCUGCCUGGUAUGGGAACUACGAUAGACGUCAUCCUCAUUAACGGUUGUCUGCGGGAGGGAGAGACCAUCAUCGUCCCGGGGGUGGAGGGGCCAAUCGUAACACAGAUCAGAGGGUUACUACUUCCUCCGCCUCUGAAGGAGCUCAGAGUCAAGAACCAAUACGAGAAGCACAAGGAGGUGUCGACGGCUCAGGGGGUGAAGAUUCUGGGUAAAGACCUGGAGAAGACGUUGGCGGGGCUCCCCCUGCUGGUGGCUAACAGGGACGACGAGAUCCCCGUCCUGAGGGACGAACUGGUGCGAGAGCUGAAACAGACUCUGAACUCCAUCAAACUGGAGGAGAAAGGAGUUUACGUCCAGGCGUCCACGCUGGGGUCACUGGAGGCUCUGCUGGAGUUCCUCCGCACGUCUAAAGUCCCGUACGCUGGUAUCAACAUCGGUCCGGUUCAUAAGAAGGAUGUGAUGAAGGCGUCGACCAUGUUGGAACACGACCCGCAGUACGCGGUGAUCCUGGCGUUCGACGUGAAGGUGGAGAGGGAGAGUCAGGACAUGGCCGACAGUCUGGGAGUUCGGAUCUUCUCUGCUGAAAUCAUCUACCACCUGUUCGACGCCUUCACCAAGUACAGAGAGGACUACAAGAAGGCCAAACAGGACGAGUUCAAGCAUAUAGCCGUGUUUCCGGUGAAGCUGAAAGUUCUUCCUCAGUUCAUCUUCAACUCCAGAGAUCCCAUCGUGAUGGGGGUGACGAUAGAGGCCGGAGUGCUGAGGCAGGGGACGCCGCUCUGUGUCCCCAGCAAAGGGUUCGUGGACAUCGGUGUGGUGACGAGCAUCGAGAUGAACCACAAGUCCGUCGACAGCGCCAAGAAAGGCCAGGAGAUCUGUGUGAAGAUCGAGCCCAUUCCCGGGGAGUCCCCCAAGAUGUACGGCCGCCAUUUUGAAGCCACCGACGUCAUUGUCAGCAAGAUCACGCGGGCGUCCAUCGACGCUCUGAAGAACUGGUUCAGAGACGAGAUGCAGAAAUCUGAUUGGCAGCUGAUCAUGGAGCUGAAGAAGACCUUUGAGAUCAUCUGAGGGAGCUGAAACACAAACCAACCAACCAACCAACCAACACACACAGAUAAACACACAUACACUUCCUCCCUCAGAUGCUGAGACGUUGACGGAAGGAAAAAAAAAACGAAAAAAAAAAAAAACCCCAACAAAACAACCUAAAAAAGACGUGAAAGUGUUUUUCUGUGAGAAACGAACUGUUUUUUCCACUGUUGUAAACAGUGAUAGUUUAGACCACAUUUCACACACAAACACACACACACUCAGUAUUCCAACGUGCCUGUUCUUCAGCAUCAACGUUGUGUUAUUAUUAUUUUUUUUUCUUCUUCUCUGCUCUGAAUAGUUGCUGCUCUUUCAUGUCCCAGACUCCGCCCCCCUCCUCCCUUGACUGAGGCUAACGAGCUUAAUGAGGCCGAUGAGUCAGUAGAGCCAGUGUUCAGCCAGGUGUAUUAUGGGAUUGUACUGGGCAGCACCAGGGCUGGAGGAGGGAAAAAUUCAUUUUUUUUUUUUCUUUUUAAAUCAUCGAAGCAGCAGCAGCGAUGGUGUCAACGUUAAAGACAUUAAGGAGCUGAUUUUCAGCAUUGACGGCUUUGCUGCAUGGUUUGUUGGCCACGUUGGGGGGACGGGGGGACGGGGUUUGAAUGACAGAGAAGAUUUUAAACUGUUUUUGCUGCAACUGCUGAUGUAAUAAAUUCCCAUGAUUCUGAUGAAACCUACA
Messenger RNA from Seriola dumerili (greater amberjack), 4350 nucleotides. RefSeq names its product eukaryotic translation initiation factor 5B (gene eif5b). Gene Ontology annotation, molecular function: GTPase activity; translation initiation factor activity; GTP binding. The coding region runs from base 42 to 3653 and encodes 1203 amino acids. NCBI's taxonomy places the organism in Eukaryota, Metazoa, Chordata, Actinopteri, Carangiformes, Carangidae. The transcript has 26 exons. The record is from RefSeq and is a predicted model, not a curated record.